Molecule: messenger RNA, 958 nt
Organism: Orycteropus afer afer
Lineage: Eukaryota; Metazoa; Chordata; Mammalia; Tubulidentata; Orycteropodidae
Gene: GTF2H3
Product: general transcription factor IIH subunit 3
Biological process (GO): regulation of DNA-templated transcription; nucleotide-excision repair
Cellular component (GO): transcription factor TFIIH core complex; transcription factor TFIIH holo complex
Source: RefSeq, a predicted model, not a curated record
CGCGGAGGUGCUGGGGCCGCCAUGGUCUCCGAUGAAGAUGAAUUGAAUCUUCUAGUGAUCAUAGUUGAUACCAACCCAAUUUGGUGGGGAAAGCAAGCAUUAAAAGAAUCUCAGUUUACAUUAUCAAAAUGCAUGGAUGCUGUGAUGGUGCUGGGGAAUUCCCACUUGUUCAUGAAUCGUUCCAACAAACUUGCUGUGAUUGCCAGUCACAUUCAAGAAAGUCGAUUCUUGUACCCUGGGAAGAACGGCAGACUGGGAGACUUCUUGGGAGAAGCCGGCGGCCUUCCUUCUGGAUUCAAUCCCUCGGGCAGUAAGGACGGGAAGUACGAGCUGCUGACAGUGGCAGAUGAGCUGAUUGCCGAAGAGAUUAAAGACCUAAUGACCAAGAGUGACAUGAAGGGUCAACACACGGAAACGCUGCUGGCAGGGUCCCUGGCCAAAGCCCUCUGCUACAUUCAUAGAAUGAACAAGGAUGUUAAAGAUAAUCAGGAAAUGAAGUCCAGGAUAUUGGUGAUCAAGGCUGCAGAAGACAGUGCGCUGCAGUACAUGAACUUCAUGAACGUCAUCUUCGCAGCCCAGAAACAGAAUAUUUUGAUCGAUGCCUGUGUUUUAGACUCCGAUUCUGGACUCCUCCAGCAGGCUUGUGACAUCACAGGGGGACUGUACUUGAAGGUGCCUCAGAUGCCCUCCCUCCUGCAGUAUUUGCUGUGGGUUUUUCUUCCUGAUCAAGACCAGAGGGCCCAGCUAAUCCUCCCGCCCCCGAUUCACGUGGACUACAGGGCUGCCUGUUUCUGCCAUCGGAACCUCAUUGAAAUCGGCUACGUCUGUUCUGUGUGCUUGUCCAUAUUCUGCACGUUCAGUCCCAUCUGUACUACAUGCGAGACGGCCUUCAAGAUUUCUCUGCCUCCUGUGCUGAAGGCCAAGAAAAAGAAACUGAAAGUAUCUGCUUGAGAAGGAU